This is a messenger RNA of Trametes versicolor FP-101664 SS1, 852 nucleotides long. RefSeq lists its product as uncharacterized. The record is from RefSeq and is a predicted model, not a curated record. The transcript is spliced from 4 exons. Lineage: Eukaryota; Fungi; Basidiomycota; Agaricomycetes; Polyporales; Polyporaceae. The coding region runs from base 1 to 852 and encodes 283 amino acids.
AUGCUCUCCAGAAUGAGGUAUGGCGGCGUUGUGCUCGUGUGUGCUGCAGUCGCCAGAGCAUCGCCGCAUUUUAAGGACCUUGAAAAGGCCUCAAAGUCCGCCCUUGGCCACACAACAAGAGCUGCCUCACAGAGCUCGCAGCGGAUGGCAAAGGGACGGAAGUGCGUGGGUGACUACGCGCGGCAGGAGCUGUGGAUGCGCGGCUUCCUGCGGCACUCUAUGGCAGAGUCAGUACAAACACACUCUGGUGACCCGGAUGCCGGCAUGGCAUACUCUGUCCGGGGGUUCCACAAGAAGGUGUAUGUACAGCAGGGCCUUGAACUCGAUGGAUGGCCGAGCGACAUCCCGUUCACCAAUCUCAGCAAUGUGACCGGCUUCGCGCGGAUCUCCGCGCUCUUCGUACUCUGGCAGACCGGGCUGAUGAAGUUUGUCCCUGUUGCACUAAGCGAGCGGGAGCGGGCGGCGAGGAACCCUGCUGACGUUGCUCCGGGAACACGGAACAAUGGUGUACCUCCGAACCUGGGACGAAGCGACAUCAAGAAGCACCGCAAACGAGCGAAGGUCGACGUGGUCAAGUAUCCGCCGCGGCAUGUACGUAACGGUACCACGUCCGACAAGUGGGUCACGGCCCGGGCUGAGGCAGAGGCUCGAGCGGAGGCUGAUGCAGGCCGGCGGUCGUCUGGGGCAGGCAGAGCGACGGACAGGGCGGGAAGGGAGGAUCCGAGUGAUCCAAUUGAGGACUGGGAGGACGAGCCAGGGGCGGCGGUGAGCACGGGUUUGUGGGACUUGCGGCAGAGCUGGAGCCGUCGAGUCGAAGCGGUCAUGUACCGUAACACUCUGGAUAUGGAGUAA